Cynocephalus volans (Philippine flying lemur) is the source of this 1952-nucleotide messenger RNA. RefSeq names its product 2,4-dienoyl-CoA reductase 2 (gene DECR2). Lineage: Eukaryota; Metazoa; Chordata; Mammalia; Dermoptera; Cynocephalidae. Gene Ontology annotation, biological process: fatty acid catabolic process. Gene Ontology annotation, molecular function: 2,4-dienoyl-CoA reductase (NADPH) activity. The coding region runs from base 80 to 958 and encodes 292 amino acids. The transcript is spliced from 9 exons. The record is from RefSeq and is a predicted model, not a curated record. Gene Ontology annotation, cellular component: peroxisome.
GUGGGGCAGGGUGAGGCUCACUGGAGGCCGCUGGUUUGUAGGCUCCGCAGUUCUUGCCAUCCUCGCCUCCUCUAGCGCUAUGGCCCAGCCGCCGCCUGACGUGGCAGAGGACGAUUGUCUCCCUGAGUAUCGCCACCUCUUCUGUCCGGACCUGCUCCGGGACAAAGUGGCCUUUAUCACGGGCGGGGGCUCUGGCAUUGGGUUCCGGAUUGCUGAGAUCUUCAUGCGGCAUGGCUGCCACACGGUCAUCGCCAGCAGGAGCCUGCUCAGAGUGUCGACGGCUGCUAAGAAGCUGACUACUGCUACUGGCCAGCGGUGCCUGCCUUUAUCUAUAGAUGUCCGAGCUCCUGCAACUAUCAUGGCUGCUGUGGACCAGGCACUGAAGGACUUCAACAAAAUUGACAUUCUUGUUAACUGCGCAGCUGGAAACUUCCUGUGUCCUGCCAGCACACUGUCCUUCAAUGCCUUCAGGACUGUGAUGGAGAUCGAUACCAUCGGCACAUUCAACGUGUCUCGUGUGCUCUAUGAGAAGUUCUUCCAGGACCAUGGAGGGGUGAUCGUGAACAUCACUGCGACCCUGGGCAACCGGGGGCAGGUGCUCCAGGUGCACGCAGGCUCUGCCAAGGCGGCUGUGGAUGCAAUGACACGGCACUUGGCUGUGGAGUGGGGUCCCCAGAACAUCCGCGUCAACAGCCUCGCCCCUGGCCCCAUCAGCGGCACAGAGGGGUUCCGGCGACUAGGUGGCCCCCAGGCCAUCAUGAGCACACAGGUCCUUGGAAGCCCCCUGCAGAGGCUGGGGAACAAGACCGAGGUGGCCCACAGUGCCCUGUACCUGGCCAGCCCCCUGGCAUCCUACGUAACAGGGACAGUUCUGGUGGUUGAUGGUGGAGUGUGGCUGACGGCUGCAAACAAUAUCAAGAGGCUGGCGGAUUUUGAACUUUUCUCUGCUAAGCUGUAGGUGUGAAUGGCCCAGGCGGAGGUGGUGUUCUGAAGAGGAAGCGGUUGUCAGCCUGCUCCUGAAUUCCUGGGACACCUCCUGCAGGGCUCUUCUGGAGAACUUCCUCACUUCCCUUCCCUGGUGCAUAGCCAAGCCAAGAGUGCUAAAUCCAAAUCCCGCAAUCCUAGCAGCCCAGCCCUUCCUCUGGGGACCGAGCUGUUCCCACACUCUUCCUCCCAUGGCCCCACCUUCCCAGCAGGAUCGACCAGGUAGUGAGCUUGGCCUGCUGACCUGGCCCUGCGGUGUCUGACCAAAAGCCAGGUGGGAGUGGUGAUACGGCCAACAUUCUAGGAUGUCCCCGUGCCCGUGGUCAGGGGCUGUCCCGCCUGCCUGUCCUGCCCAGCCCCAGCUCUGGGUUGUCCUCCUAACUCCUCCUGCUUGUGUUCAGUGGAUGUUCCUUGAAAGCUGCCCCUGCCUUGGAUGGAGAGUAGCCACGGCUGCCAGGCUCGGUGUCCUGGGUCCCCUUUGCCGGGGGGGUGCAGGCUCAGGGACAGGAUCCCCUGCAUGCCCUGGGGCACCCACAGGGGCCUCCCCAGUGGGUUUUGGUUCUCUGUCAUUCAGGGGCUGACUUUCUAGGCCCUCAGGUGGCUGGUCCCUGUCACCAGCACCUUCCCUCAGGCCUGGGGGGAUUGGGAAAUUCCAGCCUAUCUUUCGUUCAUUUCAUGGUGGCUGUCAAUGUCUGGGUCCUGGACCUGAAGCUUGUUUUCUAUUCUGUGGUUUAAAAAGUCCAGGUCGUUCUUGUGUCUGUCGCCUGUGAGCAGCUGGCCCACAAGGUCCCACCCUUCACUGUCUCUGUACCACUGGCUUGCAAAGCAUGGUUCCCUUGACAGAAAAUGCAUUUUCUUAAAAAAUAAUCUUUUUUCUAUAAAAACAACUAUUCAUUGGACUUUGCAGAAGUGUAUAGAAGGAAAAGGAACACAAUUAAAAAGGAUCCCUGGUGAUCUUGUCAUUCAGA